UUGAACCAUCCAUUACAAUUAUCCACUUCUCUAUCCAUUUUAAUUUCAGUUUCCCUUUUCAAAAUAUCUUCUCUUUUUCAAAUUUACCAAUUAAUUCUGUAGAUAACGAAAAACAAUAAGCUUCUGAUUAAAAUCAAUUUAAACCGCAAAACCAAACCGAAAUAGAAUUUUAAACCGAAACCGGUUUAAUCGCGAGAUCGCAGUGAACACUCUUCUUCUUCGCCUUCUCCUUGUGGAUUACUAAAUCGAUGGAGUUCGGAUCCAGACGAACCUACACGACGAUGCCGUCCAAGCUCCGAUCUUCACGUCUCUUACUCAUUUCUCUCCUCCUUCUCCUCUUCUACUCCACCACCCUUCUCCGCCGUCCCACCCCUCCAAACCUCCUCUCUCCUCCGCCGUGCGAUCUCUUCUCCGGCCGAUGGGUCUACACUCCAGAAACCCCGAAGCCCCUGUACGACGAGACGUGCCCGUUCCACAGAAACGCUUGGAACUGCUUAAAGAACAAGCGAGAGAACAUGGAGGUGAUCAAUUCGUGGAGAUGGGUGCCCGACGGGUGCGGGCUGAGUCGGAUUGACCCGACCCGGUUUCUAGAGAGGAUGAGGAACAAGAACAUAGGCUUCGUAGGGGAUUCUCUGAACGAGAAUUUCGUGGUUUCGUUGCUGUGUAUACUUAGAGUGGCAGAUCCGAGUGCUGUCAAGUGGAAAAAGAAGAAAGCUUGGCGUGGUUCUUACUUCCCUAAGUUUAAUGUCACUGUGGCUUAUCACAGAUCCGUUCUUCUCGCUAAAUACAACCGAGAAGCUAAUGAAGACGGAGUUAAAGGAGCUUAUCGAGUAGAUGUUGAUGUUCCUGCUGAUGAGUGGAUCAAUGUCACUAGCUUCUACCAUGUUCUCAUUUUUAACUCUGGCCAUUGGUGGGGUUACGAUAAGUUUCCUAAAGAGACACCUCUUGUCUUCUACCGAAAGGGAAAGCCGAUACAUCCUCCUCUUGAUAUAAUCCAAGGAUUUGAAGUAGUCCUUCAACAUAUGGUUUCUUAUAUCCAGCGACAAGUCCCGGCAAAGACCCUUAAGUUCUGGCGCUUGCAAUCACCGAGGCAUUUCUAUGGCGGUGAUUGGAACCAGAACGGUAGUUGUUUGCUCGAUAAACCACUCGCCAAAGACCAGCUUGACUUGUGGUUUGAUCCCAGGAACAAUGGAGUGAACAAAGAAGCAAGAAGGAUUAAUCAAAUUAUCAAGAGCGAGUUGCAAAACACAGAGAUCAAGCUACUUGAUCUGACCCAUCUGAGCGAAUACAGAGCAGAUGCUCAUCCUGCUAUCUGGUUAGGGAAACAGGAUGCGGUGGCCAUAUGGGGACAAGACUGUAUGCAUUGGUGCCUACCUGGUGUUCCAGACACAUGGGUGGAUAUCUUAGCUGAACUCAUUCUCAGUAACUCAAAAACAGAGUGAAUACAACCGAGAGGCUUGCUUGGGUUUGGAAAGUCAAAAUAUGUCUGAAAGGAUUCACCUUUUUACUGUAAAAAUGGUUCAUUUUUUGUAGGGUUUCUUUGUUCCUUUUCCAAGAUACACACACCACCUUCACAAACACACAAACAUUUAACUUGUAUUGUGAUUCUAACUAUCUGAAAGUUUCCACCUUUGGCUUAAGAAA
This is a messenger RNA of Brassica rapa (field mustard), 1644 nucleotides long. RefSeq names its product protein trichome birefringence-like 12. The record is from RefSeq and is a predicted model, not a curated record. Gene Ontology annotation, molecular function: O-acetyltransferase activity. Gene Ontology annotation, cellular component: Golgi apparatus. NCBI's taxonomy places the organism in Eukaryota, Viridiplantae, Streptophyta, Magnoliopsida, Brassicales, Brassicaceae.